This is a messenger RNA of Dracunculus medinensis (Guinea worm), 1446 nucleotides long. NCBI's taxonomy places the organism in Eukaryota, Metazoa, Nematoda, Chromadorea, Rhabditida, Dracunculidae. The record is from the annotation of a GenBank genome assembly.
AUGUUGCCUCUAAAUGGAUAUAAACGACAUCAUACAAGUAAUAUCAUGAAUUGCCCACAAGACGCAUGUGAAAUGCCUCAAAUCGUCAAUUCAGCUAAUCAUCGAGCUAGGAAAAGUCCAGCCAAAAAAAGGAGAAUAUCGACAAAUAACAGCCAGCAAUAUAAUGAGGAAUAUUCUGAUAGCAUACCAUCUACAAGCCCAGAAGGCCAAAACGACAGCUCAUCUUGUUCGUCUGCACCCUCAGAAGUCAAUAAUCCACUUCUAUGUUCAAAAGAAAUUAUGCAACCUAUGCCAUGCCCUGUUCAGACGUAUUUUCCAACCAUGAAUAGUGCUUUUGUUGGACAAGAUUUUGUGUCUUGCAACAAUUUUCCUCAGCAACAGAUACCUUACGGUUUAUCUUGUUCUGGAAACAGUUAUGCGAAUACGAUCUCCGCGAACAGUGGUCAUUCAAUCACUCCUCGAAACCAGCUUUGGGAACCAAUAGCACGGCUUCCAAUUCGCGAUCGCUCUUUAGUCGGGAGUACCGACAGUGGUGCGCAUUCGGUGAGCUCAGAGAAUUCACCGGAUCUUGGAAAUGGUGAUAAAAAGCUCCAGCUAUAUCGAGGCCUUCAGUCGACAUGCGAUCGACAGUUGCCAGCAAAUCGAAUUUUUCUACCUCCAGGCAUUGAAGCAGAAGUUUUUUGUCAAGUGCCAGGCCGUAAUUCACUCUUAAGCUCAUCAACGAAAUACUCCGUCACAGUGGGCGAAAUAUUUCGGCGCAUAUCACCACCGGAAUGCCUAAACGCUUCACUUCUUGGUGGAGUGCUUAGAAAAGCAAAAGCGAAAAAUGGCGGAAAAUCUUUACGAGAACAAUUAAGUAAACAUGGAAUUCAAUUACCCGUCGGCCGUCGUAAAACCACCGAUAUUACUCCAUGGACGGCACUAGUUGAAGAAGAGGCGCUCUAUAUGGCCAAAUCGUUUUCAGAAAUCAGCCAGAAGCAUUUUCCAACAAACGAACUGGCUGAGUUUUUCAUUGAGAAGAAUCGUAUCGGAAACAUUGAUAUAGGAAUUAUAAAAUCGAAACUUGAACUGACGAGCUUAGCGAUGAAAGAAAUAGCUGAUGUGAUGAACGCAGACAGAAGUCCGAUUUGUGCCGCUGAUCCACCUACAGUUUUGUCACCAAAAUUACAAAACGCUCUCACACAGUUUUCACUGUUGACACACGGCUUCGGCAAUCUGGCAUUUGUUGCUGUAAUUGAGUGUAUUUCAUCGUUAUUUGAUGCUCAAAUGAAAUAUUACAAUAAUUUGUCGAAUACGAGUGGUCACUUCUCCAGUGCAAUGGCUUGUAUAUCACAUUCACAUCUACAAGCAAUGCAGCAUCGCCAGUUGCAGUUCGCUUCCGGCGCAGUUAACCAAACUGAUGAAUCGGUUGACACAUCGUAUAGCAAUAAUAACAUAUCCUCAUAA